Messenger RNA from Polyodon spathula (Mississippi paddlefish), 3084 nucleotides. RefSeq names its product thioredoxin reductase 2, mitochondrial-like. Gene Ontology annotation, cellular component: cytosol; mitochondrion. Bases 427 to 1968 code for a protein of 513 amino acids. Gene Ontology annotation, molecular function: flavin adenine dinucleotide binding; glutathione-disulfide reductase (NADPH) activity; thioredoxin-disulfide reductase (NADPH) activity. The record is from RefSeq and is a predicted model, not a curated record. NCBI's taxonomy places the organism in Eukaryota, Metazoa, Chordata, Actinopteri, Acipenseriformes, Polyodontidae. Gene Ontology annotation, biological process: cell redox homeostasis; cellular response to oxidative stress; glutathione metabolic process. The transcript is spliced from 17 exons.
CUAUACAUGCAGUACAUUUCACUAUCCAUACAGUACAUUUCACUAUACAUGCAGUACAUUUCACUAUACAUGCAGUACAUUUCACUAUACAUGCAGUACAUUUCACUAUCCAUGCAGUACAUUUCACUAUACAUGCAGUACAUUUCACUAUACAUGCAGUACAUUUCAUAAUACCCUUGCUGACACAUAGGAUUGUAUAGUUAUCUGACCAUGUCAUAUAUCUAUAAUACACACAUCACACGCGUUUUGGGUUGUGUAUUUAACAGGCAUGUGGUAGUCAAGUCAGUAAUAACGCUUUAGCUGACACUCCAGGAUAAUUGCAUUGUUCACAGUUACACGAGUUAUUGUGUGUUUUUCUGGUUGCUUAGUAUUCAGGCACCGCGGCAGACAGCUUACCCACCGGGGUCCUGUUGUCUAAUAAACAGUAUGUCUGCCCUCUGUGAGCGGACACGCCGGUUAAAACGGGCAGUUUUCUUUCAAAGUGCAGUCAGAAGACAGCUGUCAGGUAAAUAUGACUAUGAUCUUGUGGUUAUCGGUGGAGGAUCAGGUGGACUGGCCUGUUCAAAAGAAGCUGCUCAGUUUGGAAAGAAAGUCGCUGUGUUGGAUUAUGUGGAGUCUUCACCUAAAGGUACCAAGUGGGGUCUCGGUGGAACCUGUGUGAAUGUGGGCUGCAUUCCCAAGAAACUAAUGCACCAGGCUGCUCUUCUCGGAGGUGCUAUUAAAGAUGCCCAGAGAUAUGGCUGGACGAUACCCAGCCCAAUCACCCACGACUGGUUGACCAUGGCAUCAGCUGUUCAGGACUACAUCAGGUCCUUGAACUGGGGACACAGAGUCCAGCUGCAGGACAAAAAAGUAAAGUAUUUGAACCUUAAAGGCAGCCUGAUGGAUGGACACACUGUCAGGGCAGAGUCAAAAACUGGCAAAGAGUCUGUCCUUACUGCUGGAAAUAUUGUGAUUGCAACUGGAGGACGGCCAAAGUACCCCACACAUAUUCCUGGAUCACUGGAGUAUGGAAUUUCAAGCGAUGACAUUUUCUGGUUGAAAGAAUCACCUGGAAAAACGUUGGUUGUUGGUGCCAGCUAUGUUGCCCUUGAGUGCGCUGGUUUUGUCACAGGCAUCGGUGUGGACGCCUCUGUGAUGGUGAGAAGCAUUCCACUGCGAGGGUUCGAUCAGCAAAUUGCCUGCUUAGUGACGGAUUACAUGGAGUCUUAUGGUACCAAGUUCCACUGGAAAUGCAGUCCUUCCAAAGUGGAAAAGCUGGAGACGGGGCGCCUGCUGGUCUCCUGGACAGACCUGGACUCUGGCAAAGAGGACCAGGAUACCUUUGAUACAGUGCUGUGGGCAGUAGGCAGGGCCCCAGAAACGAGAGCCCUCAACCUGGAAAAAGUAGGAGUGAAAACGAACAGAGAAACUGGGAAGAUUAUCGUCUCUGCUGAUGAAGCGACAUCAGUUCCUCACAUCUACGCUAUCGGAGAUAUCGCUGACGGGCGUCCUGAAUUGACCCCCACAGCUAUCCAAGCAGGCAAGCUCCUGGCUCGCCGGCUCUUCGGCAAAUCCACUGAACUGAUGGACUACGACUGUGUUCCCACCACAGUGUUCACCCCCCUGGAGUACGGCAGCGUGGGGCUGUCUGAAGAGGAGGCGGUCAGACGGCACGGAGAGGACAGCAUCGAGGUUUUUCAUGCGUUUUACAAACCAUUAGAGUUCACAGUAGCAGAAAGGGAUGCCAGUCAGUGCUACAUCAAGAUGGUCUGUUUGCGGGAGGGGGCUCAGCGAAUCCUUGGGUUCCAUUUCACUGGACCAAACGCUGGGGAAGUCAUUCAGGGAUUUGCCCUUGCGAUAAAGUGUGGUGCCACCUACACCCAACUGAUGGCAACAGUGGGCAUCCACCCAACCAGCGCUGAAGAACUAGUCAAGUUAAACAUCACCAAGCGCUCUGGCCUGGACCCCACUGUCACAGGGUGCUGAGGGUAAGCCCUGACCCUGAACCCAAGAGCUCACAAGAGAUGCCCGGACUGAGAACGGAGAGGGAGUUCAGACUGAAACAGGACAGCUGCUCCAGGCAGUCUCAGCUUUUCAGAAGACUGGCUCUACAGCUCCACAGUGUCGGUGCUGUUUACAGAUGUUAGACCCAGGGUGCAAGUCAAGCGAUCUCCAAAGUGGCAUUGAAAUGCAUUUUACAGAGGCAUAACAUGAGUUUACUGAGCACUCCCACAAUCAUGGUUUUCUGCUUCUGAUGAGUUCUGAAUCUGUAACGAGUGUAAUGGCAUUGUAAUAACUAGUUUUAGAAAAGAAAAAAGAGAAUUGUGCACGGAUAUAAAUGCAAAGGUUUGAAAUAUAUAAAUGUAAAGCUCACCACUGCAUGGUUCUCGUCUAUAUUCUGCAAGCUGCCUAAACUAAUCUGUGGGUUUGUCUAAAAAGUAUUCCUUUUCCCAACCAGAAGGUGGGAGUGUUGCCAAGUGUGUUCCCCUCCUGGUUUGCACAUACUAGAUGCCUGUAAAGGACUGACCGUUAGGAAACGAGAGUCCCGUUCGAUUUGUUCUUUUAUUUUAAAGAGUUGUAACUGGGCAUUUCGACAGGAAGACCAAUAAGACCAAUAAAACUGUGGAGAUUCCACACUUCAUUACUGAUGAACCGCUUCUCCAGGACUGGCUUGGAUUUAAUGAAAAGUGAGCAGGAGGAAGUGAACAUUAUUGCAAAUAACGAUCGGCUCCUUCUGAUGGGGUUGCCAGCAUUCUCUCAGCAAAACAAACAAAAAAAAAUCUGCUUUUAAAAGGCUUUUUACUGCUGAUGUCCCGAACAUACUAAAAACAAAGUGAUUGCAAUGUAUCUUAUUUUUAGUAUUGAUGACUGAUUGGCCAAGCUUUUUUUCCUUCUAUGUAGAAACACUAAAGAUGGUCUCAUUUUAAUGUAACAAAACGUCCUUCAAAAGAAAGAGAAGAGCCCCUCUUUGGGAAGAUUUCAUCAUAUUUGUAGCACACUAUUCCUUUUUGAUCACUUCAAUCAGCACAUCGUGCCCGUUUAGUUUGAGUUUGUUUUGGCAAUAACCAAUAAUAAUAAUAAUAAUAAUAAAAAAAAAAGUAA